Harpia harpyja (harpy eagle) is the source of this 4170-nucleotide messenger RNA. It is a transcript of the gene LAMB3, whose product is annotated as laminin subunit beta 3. Bases 380 to 3883 code for a protein of 1167 amino acids. The transcript is spliced from 23 exons. The record is from RefSeq and is a predicted model, not a curated record. NCBI's taxonomy places the organism in Eukaryota, Metazoa, Chordata, Aves, Accipitriformes, Accipitridae.
UCACUUGCUGGUUACCUGCAGAGCAGCUGGUUCACGCUGCUGUCACUCUCGGCCAAAGAGUGAUUUAUGUCUGCAGCCGUGCGCCCCGUCUAGGAGCUGUCAUGAGUUAUACGGUAACUGGGUGUGUAUGUCUGAAGAUCCCUGAAUCACUCCCUUUAUCAUUACUACACCCACAGGCACCUUCUCUCCCAGGUGAGGCAGCUGCCUGUUAAAAGCCAGGAGAGGAGAGAGCCGGUGCUCAGAGGGCUCUUGCGGUUGCAGAUCGGCUGCUGGGUGGCACAGGGGGGAGAGAGCCCUCGCCGUGAGCCGGGGACACCGCAGGGACCGGGGACACUGCUCCUGCUCCCGCAGGGAAGAGGGCAGGUGUGUCCUUGGUGGUAUGGAGUCUCGCUGCCAGCUUUGGCCAUGGGCAUUAUUUGUCCUCCUGGCUGCCCCGCGGCUGCUGCGUGCGCAGGGAACCUGCUCCCACGGAGCCUGCUACCCCCCGGCCGCAGACCUCCUGCUGGGACGAGCCCCCCACCUGCGAGCCUCCUCCACCUGCGGCCUCGCCAAGCCCGAGACGUACUGCACGCCCCACGGAGAGUGGAGCAUGAAAUGCUGCCGGUGCGACUCGCGGCUGCCGCACGCCUACAACGGCCACCGCGUGGAGAACGUGCUGUCCUCCGCCGGGCACUCGCGCUGGUGGCAGUCCCAGAACGGCAUCGAGCGCGUCUCUUUGCAGCUGGACCUGGACCAGACAUUCCAGCUCGGCAGCGUCCUGCUUCACUUCAGGUCGCCGCUGCCCGCUGCAAUGCUGAUCGAGCGCUCCACUGACUUUGGCAAGACCUGGGAGGUGUACCAGUACCUGGCCUCCGACUGCGCUGCCGCCUUCCCCCAUGUCCCUCGCGGCUCCCCCGAGAGCUGGCAGGACGCUCGGUGCCAGGCGCUGCAGGGGUACCCUUUGCACGGGGGCAAGGUGAAAUUCAGUGUCCAAGACCUGGCAUCUACCAUCACUACCUCUUACAGCCAGACCAUCGAUAAGCUGGGGCCGUUCACCAAUCUGCGGAUCAACUUCACCGAGCUCCCCCACGUCGCACGCCAGGGCUACCACUCGCCCAGCACCUUCUACGCCGUGACGGAGAUGCGGGUGCUGGGGAGCUGCUUCUGCCACGGACAUGCCGACGGCUGUGCCCCUUCAGAAGAUCCGCACGCCGUGCAGGUCCACGGGCGCUGCGUGUGUCAGCACAACACCGCCGGUCCCAACUGCGAUCGCUGCGCCGCUCUCUACAACGACCGGCCGUGGGCACCUGCAGAAGACAAUGAUCCCCACGAGUGCCGGAGGUGCAACUGCAACGGUCACUCGGCCUCAUGCCACUUCGACCCGGAGCUGUACCGCGCCAGCGGAGGGGCGAGCGGGGGUGUCUGUGACCACUGCCAGCACAACACCGAAGGCAACAACUGUGAGCGCUGCAAAACAAACUAUUUUCGCAACCAGCGGCAAGAUCUCGCCCAUCCCGAAGCCUGUCUGCCCUGCGAGUGCGACCCGGACGGCACCGUGCCGGGCUCCAUCUGCGACCCGCUGACGGGGCGCUGCGUCUGCAAGGAGAACGUGCAGGGGGACCGCUGCCACCUCUGCAAGCCGGGGUUUGCCCAGCUGGCCAACGCCAACCCCAUGGGGUGCCGCAGAUGCACCUGCAAUGCGCUGGGAACGCGGCAGGACGUGCCCUGCGACGACGAGACGGGGAGGUGCUUCUGCUUGCCCAACGUGGUGGGGAACGACUGCGACCAGUGCGCGGCCGAGCACUGGGAGGUGGGGAGCGGCCAGGGCUGCCGGCCCUGCGGCUGCCACCCGCGCGGCUCCCGCAGCCCCCAGUGCAACCAGUUCACAGGACAGUGUCCGUGCAGAGAAGGCUUCACGGGACGGACGUGCUCUGCCAUGCAGCAGCAGGUUUGCCCAGACAGGCACUAUGGAGAUGUCCGGGUAGGGUGCACAGAGUGCAACUGCGACUUCCAGGGCACGGAGGACGUGGGGUGCAACAAGACCACGGGCCAAUGCUUCUGCCGCCCGGGUGUCACGGGUCCCCGCUGCGACCAGUGCCAGCGGGGCCACUGCAGCACCUACCCCGGCUGCGAGCUGUGCCACCCUUGCUUCCGCGCCUACGACGGGCACAUCCAGCGCCUGCGCCUGCGCCAGGCUGGCCUCGGCAACUCCACCUCACGGCUGCCCCUUGGGAGCGGGGGGUCCCGCUUCGGCCCCCGCCUCUCGCAGGCGGAGGGCAACGUGCAGCAGGCACAGGGCAUCCUCGGCCGCUCUUCUGCCACAGACCACAGCCUGGCCCAGGUGGGCAGCGUGCUCGCCGCGAUCAGAGAGCAGGUCCAAGGCAUGAAUCCUGACCUUCGUUUUCUGGAUGAGACCGCCUCUCUAUCGAGGGAGCUCGAAGCCCUCAACAGCAGCUUGCUUAUCACUAACACCCAGUAUCAGAGCAAGAAGACCCAGUUUGAAAGCAGCCGCAGCACGGAUCUGUCAGGAGCCUUCAAGACAAUCAGAUCUGCUUACCAGACGUCCACCAAUGCCAGCAGCCUCGUUGCCGGCACCUCCGAGCUGCUGGCCGAGUCCCGGGAGAGCCGCAGGAACGCCGCGGGGCUGGAGGGGGGGCUUGCGGAGUCCACCUCCAAGCUGCUGACCCUGAAGGGCGAGAUAGCCUCAGCUCCCAACCUGACCCCUGUCAUAAAUAAGAUCUGCGGUGGCUUCCGAGCGGAGCCCUGCACGCCCGCCCGGUGCGAGGGGCUGCUCUGCCCGCGAGACAACAGUACCGCCUGCGGGGCCGGCCGUCCCUGCCGCGGCAUCUUCCCGAUGUCAAGCGGGGCCCUCGCCACGGCCGGGGAAGCUUCCAAGGAGUUCCGCAGCCUGAGCGCCCGGCUCGAGGAGACGGCGCGGCUGAUUAAAAUGACAGAGACGUCUGCAAAUCAGAUUCAAACCAAUACUCGGCAGCUUGUGGGCCAGAUAAGCGUAACGAGGACCCAGAUAGAAGGAGAUGUGCGGCGCAUCCAGCAGUUCAUCCAGCAAGUUCGAAACUUCUUGUCAGACAAGGACACGGACCCUGCCACUCUCCAGGAAAUCAGUGAGUCUGUUCUCUCCCUACGUCUCCCCACGGAUGCUGCCGCAGUCCUGAGAAAAAUGACUGAGAUCCAAAAAUUGGCGACCAAGCUGCAGUGCCCAGAGAGCAUACUUGCCCAGACGGCCGAGGACAUCGCUAAGGCCAAGCAGCUUCAGCAGGAGGCAGAACAGGCCAGGAACCGGGCGAAUGCCGUGGAGGGCAACGUGGAAGAGGUGGUUGGGAAUCUGCGACGAGCAAACACGGUGCUCCUGGAGGCUCGGGGUGCUAUCAGGGGCUCUGGCUCUUCCCUUCGGUUCAUCCAGGAGCGCGUUGAUGAGAUCGAGGCUGUUCUUGGUCCAGCCGAGAAGAACGUGAAGUCCAUCGCGGGCCAGCUGGACGGGCUGAUGGAGAGGCUCUCGCGGCUGCAGCGCGGAGCGGACCAGAACCGCCUGCGGGCCACCGACGCGCGGCAGACGGCCGGGGAGGCGGGCGAGCAGGCCAGGAGCGCGCAGCAGGCUUUCGAACAAGUGAAACAAAUGUAUGCUGAGCUGAAGAGAAGGAUGGAGCAGAGCCCAGCUCUGGGAGAGCAGGGCAGCAGGGUGCAAAGCAUAGACCUGGAGGCACAGGCUCUGUUUGAGGAAACUUUGGCCACGAUGCUCAGGAUAGAAACUUUAGAGAUGGAAGUUCAGGAAAGCAACAAGGCUUUGAUGUCCAAGUCGGCCAGGCUGUCGGGCCUGGAGGAGCGGGUGGGAAGGAUCCGGGACGCCAUCAACAAGCGAGUCGCCUACUACGAGAGCUGCUCCUGAGCGACCUGCCCGCGCUCCAACGGCAUUGCCUUCCUCCUCUGCAGACACUGACUUGUGUAUUUAUUCCCAUUUUCUGCCUGGAGUUCUCAUGUGCCUAACGUCUCUAUUUUUAGCAAAUUGAGUUUCUGUAGCUCUGGAAAAUAGCUGCACUGAGCCAAAGGAUCAACCGCAUGGAGAGGGCUAACUUUGGUUGGACUGGCUGAAGCUGCCUGGUGGUUGGAGGAAAAAGAGGGAGAGACAUCAAUCUUCCAUGGCAAAUAAAAACAUCCCCAAAUCUGUUAUUUCCA